AUGACCCACAAGCAUCCAACAAAUGGGCCUUGAGAUAUAAUUCAGCCCGCUUCCUAUUUUAUUUUCUCUCCGUCCGAGGCCCAUAAACCCUCAUUUCGCUACUCGCCAUCUCUUGCAAGCUUGCAGCCAACCUCUUACUACGUUGCACAGGUCGCCGAAGACUCCGACAGAGGAAUUCCGUCGAGCAGCUGGUGUGCAUGAGAUAGACGCAGACCAGAGUGAACCCUAACGAGAGAUCAUGAUCAGGGCCAAGAAAGCCACCGUCUUGACGCUCGCUGAGAAGUGCAAGAAUAUACUGGCUUCUAACUGGCAAGGUCACCUCCACACAAUCAAAGCAGAUGCAAAGGGAAGCAAGGAGGAUAUAUACACUUCAAAGGUGAAGUACAUAGUGAAGAAAGGAAGGCCAUUCAUAUGGGUACAAGACAAAGAUAUGCACAACAUGAAUACAAUCAUUGACGAGCGUAGCUCGUUCUCUGUUGCUAGUCCCUUCCCAGGGCCCUUAGCAAAGUUGCUGAAAUUGACAGAUAAGUUACCAGCACGGAUUGCUCUAACUGGGGACAUCUUACCUCUUAGAGAAGAAAAGGCACAAUUGACGGUGGAAAAUCUUAAAGAAAUCAUAGAGGCGGAAGAAAGAGUUGUUAAUGAUGCAGCUUACACGGUUUCUAGCAUAUUGAGUUGUUCAGAUGUGAUUACUGCAUCACGAAGUGACAGCCUCAAGGAGCUGUUAGAUGAACAUGAAAAGUACCAUAUUUAUAAGUUCAUCGUGAGUUCAUGCAUGUAUGUUGAUGGCAAUGGAGGAACGCAUGAAGUUGAUACUGAAGAUAUUGAAAAGUGUAGAACCGAUCCGUUGGCAUCGUUCUCUUCCAGGCUUAUUGAUGGUAUAAACCAAAGCGAAGCAAGGUGUAAGGCUCUCACCCUUUUCUGCCUCGUACACUUGAAUGCUAAUGCCAGAGAUGUAUACAUGCUCUCUGUGGAUCGUAAGGGCUUCGACAUGCUUGCAAAAGUUGCAGCCGUUGGAAAUGACGGCAUUUGUGAUUAUCAGUGGAAAGAAUACCGAUUCAGCUUCAAGGAGGAAGCGUUCGAUCUCGAAACUUUCUGCGGUCAGCUAGUGGAAAUGGAGGAGGAAGUCGUGAAGAAAAUCGGAAAUUACAGCGGGUUGACAUGAACAAUCAGUUUGGAAAAUUGUGCUACUUCGAUUAGAAACUAUCAGUACUGCAUAAUGUAACAUUAUCCGAAACAUUCCUUUGAAGCUAGAUCAAAGGAAAGUAAAUCAUAAUUGUUCUC
Molecule: messenger RNA, 1284 nt
Organism: Linum trigynum
Lineage: Eukaryota; Viridiplantae; Streptophyta; Magnoliopsida; Malpighiales; Linaceae
Source: the annotation of a GenBank genome assembly